GCCGGAAAUGGAGCCAGACCCUUUGGACAAGGAGGAUCUCCUGACCCAGCUGGGGGUUUGGUUUCAAACCCAGAUCAAGACCAGGGAGCUGGCCAACCAGAUGACCCUAAACCUGCUGCACUGCCUGACAGAGCUGCACGUGGACGAGGUGACCAAGGUGGUGGCCCCGGAGAUCAAGAGGCUCAACCUGUUCAAGAUGAAGCUAAGCGUGGUGGACUGUGCCACCCUGUACUACGUGCUGCAGUUCUCCCCCCAUCGCCUGGACGAACUCAACCUGGGAUACUCCAACAUCGGGAACCGUGGCCUGCACCGGCUGGGGCCCAUCCUGCACCGCUGUGAGAGCCUCUUUUUGCGCUACAACUGUUUGGAUCAGGAGGCAGCCAUUUUGGAAUCUGCAGUUCUGAAAUCGGAGGACUGUCAGGUGAAGAAGCUGUUCAUAUGCGGGAAAAGCCUGGGGUCGGAGGGCGUUCUGGAGCUCUGGCCGGCCCUGGAGCACAACGUCACGGUGGAGGAGCUGUACCUGGACAUCACUGGCAUCACGGAGAGAGGAACAGAGACCAUGGUGAAGUGCCUGACCAAGAACUCCACCCUGAAGACCCUCACGCCGCCCAACAGGUUGCGGUUUGUUCGCAGCCUGGUGGGGAACGAGAUCGGCGAGGCUGGGAAGGACAGGCUGGGGGAGCUGAGGCGACGCAGGCCGGAGCUCCACAUCAUCGGGGACUUUGUGGACGACCUGGGCCUGCUGCAGGCCUACCUGGACUGGGUGGAGGAGAUCCGGGCGGACCGGGACCAGAUGGACUCCGUGCGGAACGUGGACGCGCUGCAGUCCGUGCUGAAGGGCCUGAGAGUGACAGGGGCCCGUGGCGAGGGGCAGAAUGCACAGAAAGCCAAGGAACCCCGAGUCCCCUUCGUAAUGGCAUUUAUUCUCAGUAUGAUGGGGUUUUUUUGGGCUUUUUCCUAGAUGUUCCUCCAAAAGAUCAAAACGGUGAACCAACUGAAGUGAAAGCCAGCACCUCCAGGAUCAAACAAUCUGGUAAAAGGAUUUUGUCAACAUAGUAUAUGUUGCACUGUAGCAAUAAUUGCCUCUGCACACAUUUCAGGACUAAAUAUUGUGAUUUCAGGCCUGCUAGUGCUCCUGGUGCUGCUUUUUGCUCGUUUUGGAUAUAUCUGGACACAGUGAGAUGUUGCCUCGGAGAGAAUGCUGCACCAUCCGAGGCUAUCUGAUUGUAAGACAGACUGGAACUAAUGUCUUUACACAGAUGGGAAAAAUAAACUUUAAUGCUUAAUGUUAAA
Messenger RNA from Conger conger (European conger), 1293 nucleotides. RefSeq names its product nucleotide-binding oligomerization domain-containing protein 2-like. The record is from RefSeq and is a predicted model, not a curated record. The transcript is spliced from 5 exons. The coding region runs from base 8 to 961 and encodes 317 amino acids. Lineage: Eukaryota; Metazoa; Chordata; Actinopteri; Anguilliformes; Congridae.